UUACUGCGUCCACACUCAUCCGGCAAGAUGGUCCCUUGCUUUGUUUCUUCUCACCGGAGUUAUUUUGGCUUUUUGCCCUAAAUUGUAGCUUCCACACCAUCGAAAUUAAGUGAUUUGAAUUGGACGGGGCUUCCUGGAGUAAGACCAAAACUCGGUACUGUCCGUCAGGAAAUGACGAUUGCUGAAAAGCAGGUAAAUUGAGUCUGACUUCUUCGGAAUCAAACCUAGACCAAAUGGGAGAGAAAGGAGAGGAGCCUGGGAGCUCAUCAGACAACAUGAAACCAUCUUCCUCUCACAGCAAGAGGAAACCCACCAGUGUACCUAAGCACAAAGAACAGAAAGACUCAGAUGCAUCGACUGGCAGCGAAAAUGAAGCUGCCAAUUCUGACAGUAAUACAGGCAGCGAUUCUAAAGGGACCUUAGUGAUGAAACCGAGCGGAAAUGAAAACAAAGGUGCCAUGAAGCUAAGAGUGGAUUUCAAACAGAAAAAACCAGACGAUACCCUGGAGAAGAAGGUUAACUGUACAGCCUGCGGGAAACAAGUAAACCAAUUUCAGCGCAACUCUGUGUACGAGCAUCCAAUGCUCAAGGUUCUCAUCUGCAAGUCAUGUUAUAAAUACUACACAAGCGAUGACAUCGGCCGGGAUUCAGAUGGGAUGGAUGAGCAAUGCAGAUGGUGUGCUGAGGGCGGGAAGCUCAUCUGCUGUGACUACUGUAACAACGCCUUCUGCAAAAAGUGCAUACUGCGAAACCUGGGCAGAAAGGAGCUGUCAAACAUCACGGAUGAGAACUCAAAGUGGCACUGCUAUGUGUGCCGCUCUGACCCCCUGCAGGAUCUGGUCGCCAGCUGCCAGAACAUCAUGCAGAGGAAGGAGGAAGCUGAGAUGAAGCAGCGGAAAACGGAGAAAGCAGAGGAGCGGGAAGCGAGGAAGGAGAAGAAGAAGUCUCCUAAAGAGCAGAAAGCUGUUGCAAAUGGGAAAGAGCACAACGAAGGCUUGGGGACCAUGACCUUCUCUUAUAAAAACCUGCAGAUACCCAAAGAUCAACUAAAAAAGGCAAAGAAGCUUGUAGAAACGACAACCGGUUUGAAUAACACCUUCAUUCAGUUCAUCCAGCAGGCGGCCGACGACCAGGCAGACGCAAGCAUCAGGUAUCGACAUUUGAAAGCCUUUAAGGCGGUGCUGACCGAUCUGAGGAAAGCCCACAACGCUUUGGAGGAAGCUUUAAAGCCAGAGUUCAGAAAAAUGGAGUUGCAGAACGGGAUCGAAGGGCAACACGUGAGAAAGGCCGGCCCCGCUGUGGAAACCUCCGAGAACAAUGAGAUGGAGUGUGCCCCAGAUCCGGUCCCUAGCGUGGAUGGCGAGCGGCAUGAUGAAGUAAAGAUGGAGGUGGAAGAAAUGAAGGAGGGGACCAAGGAGCCGCCUGAGGAGAAGGAUUUGGUGUGUAAAUCUGGCAAAAGGACAAAGGUGAAGAAGGAGGUGGAUGGUGACGCAGAUUCAGAUUGUAGAACACAAAAUGAGGAGAUUGUUGAAGAGCCGCCUAAUGAGAAGGACAUUUCAACAAAAGAGGCGUUCGAGGAACCAUCCAGUAGAACGGAACAGGUCGAUGAAGCAGAAACCAUGGAGGAGGUAGUGACGGAGCAGCAGGACGGUAAGGCCAAUGAAGUGUCUGAUGACACUCAGACAGAGGAACGGCAAAGCGAAACAAGCCCGCCGCUAGUGGUAAAAACCGAGGUCGUUGACGGCCAACCGCUGUCCUCUGCUGAAGCGUCAUUAGAUCAGGACAUCAUGUCUGUGCCUCCUUCAGUUCCAGAGGAGCUUUUCCAGAUGGUGGAGAGUCUCGCUGAUUCCUCCAUGCUCUCAAGGACCGACACCACUUCAGAGAAAGACGCAGACACAAAGUCAAAGGAGAAUCCUCCAGAAACUCCUUGUCCCAAACCCAAAGUAAAGAACCUGAUAGUCAAACUGACUCCAGUGCCGGUUGUUAAAAGUGGCGGGUCUAGGUCCUCCAAGUCUAAAAAAGGAGAUGACCAGGAGCAGACCAGCAAGAGCAAGGAUAAGGAAGAUUCUGCUGCAGCAGAAGGGACAGACAGCCCACCGCCAACCCGCCGCUCCAGCAGAGUUAAGACCACUCCUUUACGGAAGCAAGGGGAAAACAAAGGCAAGAAAGACUCCUCUGAUUCAGAGUCUGAGGAAGACGCCAAGGCCAAGCCUUCAAAGAAAUCCAAUAACACUAAAAAAAAGACUAACAGUUCAGAGAAAGUGUUGGAAGACUCUGAUUCAGACGAAGUUCCUCCUGCUCUGCUGGAAAAAGCCACAAGAGGCGACAAAAGCACAGAUGAGGAGCAGGAAAGCACAGCUGCCAAAAAGCGUCUGUUUAAAUCAGAAACGUCCUCGAAGGACGAGAAGUUAACGAAACGCAAAAGGAAGUCCGAAAGCUCUGAUUCAGACGGAGAGAAUAAAAACAAGAAGACGACUAAGAAGAAGAAAAACUGCAGCUCGGACAACUCUGGGUCAGACUCAGACGCGGAGAAGGAGACCAAAACAAAAGCAACCGUGGCCAAGAGGAGAUCUAGCCGUGUAAAGAAGCAAGAAGACGCAAAAGGGGAGGAGAAAAGCUCACCGGACAGGAAGGCUGCUGAUCGGAAGCGUUCCUAUGAAAAGAAGCGGAAGGGAAAUAGCCCGAAAGUCGCCUCCAAGCUGCAGUCUUCAUCUGAAGAAGAAGAAGAGGAGGAGGAGGAGGAGGCUGGCGGGGAAUCCGGAGAAGAUAGUGACCAGCAAAAGAUCAAACCCAUCGUGGAGGAUAACUUGGUCGGAGGCAGCGGAGUCUUCCAUCAGUCCUCUGGAGACGAGGUAGACACUAAAGAAGACUCGCAGGUGUUUGAAGACGACGACGACGACCCUGAGAACAGAAUUGCAAAGAAAAUGCUCCUCGCACAAAUAAAGUCCAGUUACUCUUCAGGAGCAGAAAGCUCCUCUGACAAUGAAGGGGAAGACGUGAAAGACAAGUCCUCUAAGAGACCUAAAAAGGAGGAGGAAGAGGAAGAUGACAUGGUUACAGAAGACUCUGAGUCCGAUGUUGAAGUGAAGAAGCCUGGCAAACGUCACAAACUGCUCCGCCACAAGCUCUCCCUGAGUGAGGCGGAAUCUGGGGACGAGAAAGACUCGGGCAAGGAGAAAAAGGCCAAGGGGAGCAAGAAAAAAUCUGCACGUAAAGCAGUUGGCAGCGAUGACUCUGAAGACACUGACUUCAAGGACUCUGAGUCUAGUUCAGAAUCGGGGAUGAGUGAAGAGGUCAGCGACUCAGGGAAGGAGAACAAGCGCAGAAAGACCAGAUCUGCGAAGAAGAAGGAAGACGAGAAUCAGAGAAGUUAUAAGCAACAGAAAAAGAAGCGACGCAGGAUCAAAGUUCAGGACGACUCUUCCAGCAAUGAGAAGAGUGGAGAGGAAGGAGGUGAGAGCGAAGGGCAAGAAGGAGACGGAACCAAAGGCCGGAAGAAGCUCCGCAAAAUCCUGAAGGACGACAAGUUGAGGACCGAGACCAGAGACGCUCUGAAGGAGGAGGAGGAGAGGAGGAAACGCAUCGCAGAGCGAGAGGCGCUCAGGCAGAAACUGAGAGAGGUUGUGGUUGUAGAGGAAGCAUCCCAGAUGGUCUGCCCCAUCACCACCAAGCUGGUAUUGGAUGAAGAUGAAGAGACCAAGGAGCCACUCGUUCAGGUCCACAGGAGCCUUGUAACAAAACUCAAGCCUCAUCAGGUUGAUGGUGUUCAGUUUAUGUGGGACUGCUGCUGUGAGUCUGUGAAAAAGAUUCAGAAAUCUGCAGGUUCUGGCUGCAUCCUGGCUCACUGCAUGGGUCUAGGAAAAACUCUGCAGGUGGUGACAUUCCUCCACACCCUGCUGCUCUGUGAGAAGCUUGACUUCAGCACAGCUCUGGUGGUUUGUCCUCUCAACACUGUCCUUAACUGGCUCAAUGAGUUCGAGAAAUGGCAGGAGGGACUGAAGGAUGAGGAGAGCUUGGAGGUAACGGAGCUUGCUACGGUCAAGAGGCCGCAGGAGCGUGCGUACGCCCUCCAGCAGUGGCAGGAGUCGGGCGGCGUUAUGAUCAUGGGUUAUGAGAUGUACAGAAAUCUUACGCACGGCCGAAACAUCAAGAGCAAGAAGCUAAAAGAGACGUUUCAGAAAACCCUCGUAGAUCCAGGUCCAGACUUGGUGAUCUGUGACGAAGGCCACAUCCUGAAGAACGAGGCGUCCGCCGUCUCCAAAGCAAUGAACUCCAUCAAGACGAGGAGGAGGAUUGUGCUGACUGGAACGCCUCUGCAGAAUAACCUUAUUGAAUACCACUGCAUGGUGAACUUUAUAAAGGAGAACCUGCUUGGAUCCGUCAAAGAGUUCAGAAACCGCUUCAUUAACCCCAUUCAGAAUGGCCAGUGUGCCGACUCUACGCCGCAUGACGUCCGGAUUAUGAAGAAGAGGGCACACAUCCUUUAUGAGAUGCUGGCCGGCUGCGUCCAGAGAAAAGAUUACUCGGCGCUCACAAAGUUCCUUCCGCCUAAACACGAGUACGUGCUGUCGGUCAGAAUAACGCCGCUCCAAUGUAAACUCUACCGACAUUACCUGGAGCACUUUACAGGUGUGGGAAACGCUCUGGAAGGAGGCCGGGGCCGAGCAGGAACGAAGCUGUUCCAGGAUUUCCAGAUGCUCAGCAGAAUCUGGACCCAUCCCUGGUGCCUUCAGCUGGACUACAUCAGCAAAGAAAACAGGGGCUUCUUUGACGAGGACAGCAUGGAUGAAUUCAUCGCUUCGGAGACGGAAGAAUCCUCCAUGAGUAUGACCUCAGAGGACGAGAAGACCAAAAAUCAGAUUGAGAGCACAGCCUUUGGGCCAAAGGAGCACCUCUAUGCUUCUCCUAUCUGCCUUUCUGUUGUAGAUUUGCUGCUGUCAACCCGGGUGGGCGGCUCUACGCCUGGGAGUCCCUGCUCUGCCGACUGGUACAAAGAGUUUGUCACUGAGGCCGACGCCGAAAUCCUGGAGCACUCAGGAAAGAUGAUGCUACUCUUUGAAAUUCUGCGCAUGGCUGAGGAAGUAGAAGAUAAAGUGUUGGUGUUCAGUCAGUCUCUCAUCUCUCUUGACCUGAUAGAGGAUUUUCUAGAACUUUCCAGCAGAGGCGAGGAUUCUGAGAAACCCUCUCCAUACAAAGGUGAAGGAAAAUGGUAUAGAAACAUCGACUAUUACCGCCUGGACGGCUCCACUAACGCUCCUACCAGGAAGAAGUGGGCCGAGGACUUUAAUGACACCAGCAACACAAGGGGUCGUUUGUUUCUCAUAUCAACGCGAGCUGGAUCUCUCGGCAUCAACCUGGUAGCGGCCAACAGGGUUAUCAUCUUUGACGCCUCCUGGAACCCGUCGUAUGACAUCCAGAGUAUCUUCAGGGUUUAUCGCUUUGGACAGGUCAAACCUGUCUACGUCUACAGGUUUCUUGCACAAGGUACAAUGGAGGAGAAGAUUUACGAGCGGCAGGUUACCAAGCAGUCUCUGUCCUACCGAGUUGUGGAUCAGCAGCAGAUCGAGAGACACUUCACCAUGAACGAGCUAGCUGAGCUCUACACGUUUGAGCCGGACAUGCUGGAUGAUCCCUCUGAGAAGAAGAGCAAGAGGGCUACACCCAUGCUGCCAAAGGAUCCCAUCCUGGCCGAGAUGCUACAGAACAACAAGGAUCAGAUAGUGUGCUAUCAUGAGCAUGACUCUCUGCUGGACCACAAGGAGGAGGAAGCCCUGAGUGAGGAGGAUCGCAAGGCGGCGUGGGCCGAGUAUGAAGCAGAGAAGAAGGGUCUGUCUACCAGGACCAACUACCCCAUGUCCUAUGCUCAGCCAGAUAUGGGCACCUCCAACUACUUCUCCUUCAAUAUGGCAGCUUUGGCCACAAUGUCCAACCAGCAGCUGGAGGAUCUCAUAAGCCAGGGGCGGCAGAAGGUCAUUGAAGCAACGAAUGCUUUAAAAGCCCUAGCUCGUGAGACAAUGGAAGACAUCAUUGCCAGAAUAUGGAAGGAAAAUCCAACUCUCACAGAGAACGAGGUCCAGGCUUUAACUCUGAGACACCAAGCUAAUGUGGAGAUCGAGCUGAAGCGCAGGGAAGCCAUUUAUAGAGACGUCCUCACCAGGCAGCAAACGCUGAUGAUGUACGUACAGAAGCUGAUCACCAACAGAAAGGUGCAGGAGCAACAACUGGCCAUGGCCAACCAGGCCACCUACCUGAACCAGCUGGCCCUGCAGAACGGCAUGAUGGCAGGCGGGAUGAACCAGAUGAACCUGCUGGGGCUUUACCAGCGCCUCCACGGCAUGGGCGGCAAUCAGAGCGACGGCAAGAACCCGGGCCCCUCACAGGGCAUGUAGGUCAGAUCAGGGCCCUCCCUGAUCCCACAAGUCGGCUAUCUGGCCCCGCCCACCCCCACUGUCUGUGACAAACUUACUGUGAGACCACUGAAAGCUGUCUGCCGGGGGCCUCGGAUCUAAUAGUGUUGUGAUUCACUGAGAGACAGUAAAUAUAAUGUAUACAUGACUGUGUUUAAGGUUUGUUUAAAAGUUUGAGUGGGGGGAAGAGAGAUGUAAAUACCGCAUUUAUGUUAUUCAAGUUCGGUAGAAUCACUUUUUUAUGUAUUUAACAAACCUGUUUUACCCCCUCAAUGCUGUUCAGCAUUGUAUUGUUUUCCCCUUCAAAAAGGGUUUCCGUGUUAUUUAAACUCAGUUUUUAUACAGUUUUGAAUGCCUACCAACAUCCAAGUGGGACCAGAACCAUUGAUUGCAGAACUACAAAACAAAACGAGCUCUGAUAUUGUUAAUUGUUCCUCACCAAUUACCUAACAAACUAGAACAGCUGCAAAGUCCUGCUUAUUUCAGGAGGUAGAAGAUGCUUAAAAAGGCAACAAAAUAGGAAGAAUAUGGCCUUAUAUGGUUUCCUAAAAGAAUCUCUGUAAAAAUUUGACAUUUUGUUGUGAAUAUUUUCUAUUCCGCUUUUAUGUGUUUACAUUAGUCGUUGCUGGAAAAAAAAAA
Cyprinodon variegatus (sheepshead minnow) is the source of this 7046-nucleotide messenger RNA. RefSeq names its product alpha thalassemia/mental retardation syndrome X-linked (gene atrx). NCBI's taxonomy places the organism in Eukaryota, Metazoa, Chordata, Actinopteri, Cyprinodontiformes, Cyprinodontidae. Gene Ontology annotation, cellular component: nucleus. The transcript is spliced from 34 exons. Gene Ontology annotation, molecular function: ATP-dependent chromatin remodeler activity; ATP hydrolysis activity; ATP binding. The record is from RefSeq and is a predicted model, not a curated record. Bases 234 to 6389 code for a protein of 2051 amino acids.